AUGGCACAGGCGGUGGCGGCGGCGGUGGAGGGGAUGGGCAUCGCCAGCAGAGCCCCGGCCCAGCAGAGCGGAGGGGAGCUGCUGGGCAACCUGGAGGCCAGCCUGAAGCCGUUCACGGCUCCCAGUAGCAAGGCUAGCAUAGCGCAGCUGGAACCUCUGGAGCGCGCGCAGACGCAGCUGGCGCUUGCCCAUGCUGCCCACGCCCUGCUCCAGCUCCUGCUGCGGGCCAGCGGCGUCGACCCGGCGCACCACGAGUCGAGCAGGGAGCAGGAGCGGCUGAAGCAGUACACCAAGAAGGUGCGCAAGGCGGCGGCGGAGAAGGAGCUCAGCGAGUCGCGGCGCAGCCUGGAGGUGAACGUGUCUGCCGUCAACCGCUUCAUCACCGCCGCCGUGCCCGACCUGAGCCGCGAGCAGCGGGCGGCGCUGAGGGAGGCGGGGCAGAAGCGCAAGGCGGCGGCAGCGGCGGGCGGCGGCGCGGAGCGGCAGGCCGCGGACGAGGAUGCGGCAGGCGCGGCAGAGGCCUUCCUGCAGGAGGCGAUGCAGGAGCUGCAGGGGGCGCAGCCUGGCCAGGAGCAGCAGGCGGCUGGGGCCCAGCAGCGCGGCUCUGGCGGCAGCACGCAGAAGGCAUGGCUCUCCCAGCCCAGCGCGCUGCUGGCCCUGGGUCUGGCCCUCCUGGCUGUGGGUGCUGCGCUGGUGGCCACGCCGCUGGCUCUCGACUCGGCGUCGCCGCCGUCGCCGCCGCCGCCACAGCAGCCGACCAGCACCGCAGCCUCUGGCCUGAACGAGGAGGGCGUGCCCCUGGAUGCGCUGCCGCCGGAGCAGCGGGAUGGGGAGCUGGCGGAUUGCCGGGCUGUACUGCCCGACCGAGACGCGUACCUGCAGGCGGCCGCGGCAGCCGAGGCGCAGCUGUUUGGCGCCCUCGCUGCAGCCUCCCCGCCCGACCAGCUGCAGCAGGCGGUGCAGCAGCUGCCCCCGCUGCUCUUCGGCACCGUGUUCUGGGUGCUGGUCAGCGGCGCCCGCCCCUGGGCGCCCGAGUUUGAAGCGGCGGCAGCAGCCCAGGUGGAUACCCUGAACGCCGCAUUCGCCGGGCUGGGCAUGACGUUCCGGCUGGACUUCGUGGUGGCAGCCCCCGCCACCGACGACGCCGUGCUGCACUGCUCCUCGCACUGGGAGCAGCUGGCGCAGCAGCUGCUGCCGCGGGACGCCGGCGCCGGCGGCGGGAGCGGCGGCGGCGGCGGCAGCAGCAGCAGCAGCGGCAGCGGCGGCGGCGCGGCCGACCCGCCAGCCAUCCAUGUGGUGGUGUGUGAGCCUGAGGGGGCGCAGGGUGCGGCGCAGGUGCUGGGCGCAGCGCCCCCCAACGGCAGCGCCGCUGGCGGCGUCAUUCUGCUGAGCCGCGGCGCACUGUGGCAGUCGCGCACCAGCCUGGUGCAUCAGGUGGGCCACUUUUUGGGCCUGGCACACCCCUUCCCCGACGAGCGGCAGACCUGCAAUGCCGAUGCCGACGGCGUGGCCGACACACCGCUGCAGCACGCCGCCAACCGCGGCUGCGACCUGGGCAGCGACAUGCACGUGUGCCCCGAGUCGGGGGACGGCGCCCUGCCUGCCUCCAACUUCAUGGAUCUCACCAACGACACGUGCAGGUCCCACUUCACCGCGGGGCAGGCGGUACGCAUGCAGGCCAUGCUGAGAGCGUACCGCCCCCGCCUGCUGGAGGCAGCCUCGGCCGCCCCGCAGCCGCAGCGCGCGUUGGCGAUCCAGACGGCCUGGCAGUCGGCCCCGCCGCCCGCCUCCCAGGCCGCAGGCCCCUGGCAGGCGGCGGCGCUGGCGGCGGACGGCCAGCUGUCGGCGGCGGCGGCCGGCUGCGCCUGCCUGGCGCCGGAUGCGGAGGGGCGCGCCUUCUGGGCCGCCCAGCUGAAUGCCAGCUACCCGGUUGAGGCGGUGCGGCUGCUGCUGCCGGCUGCGCUGGGCGACGGCGACGGCGCGGGCUAUGCAGCGGGGCCGAGCGCGGCGGGACCGUCGGCAGCGCCGGGGCCGGAGGCCGUAGCGGGUGGGCCGCCAGGCGAGGUGGAGGCGGAGGUGGAGCUGGAGCUGAGGGUGGGGGACAGCCUGGAGCACCGGCGGAACCAGCGCUGCGCACCCGGCAGCAACGCCCGCGUGCCGCUGCAGCAGGGGCAGCCGCUGCUGGAGGUGCGGUGCGCGGCGGGCGUGGCGGGGCGCUUUGUGUCGGUGGAGGUGCUGGCCCCCGGCGGCGCGGCGGCGCUGCGGCGGCGGCUGGCCCAGCGGCCCGUCUGUCUGUGUGAGGUGCAGCCGCUGACGGCAGCCGUGCCUGCCGUGGCAGUCCUGGCAAGCGGCAGUGGCAGCAGCGGCAGCGACGGCUGGCAGCCGCUGCCUGCCGCGCUGCUCAAUGCUUCUGCCAUGGAAGCCAGUCAGUCGACCACCGCAGCAGCAGCAGUGCUGGCGCUGGCCAGGCAGCCUGCCCAGGCUGACCGUGGGGGCGGCCCCCAGUGCAGCCGCACGGGCGCUGAGGCGGCGCCGUGGUGGACGCUCGACACAGGCCUGGAUGGCGCGUGGGUGCGAGGCCUGCGCCUGUCUGUGCCGUUUUCCUGCCAGGCCAGCAGCGCCGGCAGCGGCAGCACAGGUGGUGUGUGCCAGCCAGCACCGGCCGUCAGCCUCACAGUGCAUGUGGGGGACCUUCCACCCGUGGCCCCGCCCGCCGACAACAGCAGCAGCCUGUGUGCGGCCGCAGUGCCAGUGCUGGGCGGCCGGCCUGUGGAGAUUGGCUGCGCGGUCGGCUUCCUGCAAGGGCGGUACAUCACCGUCGUUGCGGCGGGCCAGGCGCGCCCCGCGCCGCUGUCGCUGUGUGGUGUGGAGGUGCUGGGGGCCGUUGAGCUGGCGCCCGGUCCGCACAUGGCGCGGCCGGCAGCCCUGCUGGUCUCGCCGCCGGCCCUGCAGCCCCACUUCACCCUGCCGAUCAACGGCGACAGCAGCAGCUGCUUGGAGGUGCCGGCAGCAGGCGCCAACAGCACCAGCGGCACCGACGGCGGUACCGGCAGCAGCUGGCAGCUGCAGCUGGAUGGCAGCUACCCGCUGCUGGCUGUGCGGGUGCAGGCCGCGGCGGCGCCAAAUGCCAGCAUGGCAGUCAGCCUGCUGGACGCUGGCGGCAGAGUGGUGGCCCACCGGCUGCUGCCUGUGCCCCCUUCUGGCAGUGCCGCCCCCGGCGGCCUGCCAGCCGUCGCCGCGUCCGUGAUUGAGCUGCCCCUGGGCACGCACGCGGCGGCGGUGCGGGUCCAGGGCUUUACGCAGCUGUGCGAGGCGCAGCUGCUGGCUGCCUCCACCCAGGCGGCCACCAGCUACCUGCUGCAGCCGCGCCCCAGCGGUGCAGACGGCGGCGGCAGCGGCGGCGGGGCGAUGGCGUGGCAGGUGCUGCUGGAUGGCGCCGCCGCCUCUGGCUCCCCGGCCAGCGGCGCCUCUGCGCUCUUCGACGGCAGCUAUCACACCUGCCUGACCGCGCCGCCAGCCGCGGUGGCCAGCAGCGGCAGGGGGCCGCAGGCGGGGUCCAUAGUUGUGGUGCUGGACCGCACGUACAAGCUCCACGCGGUGCAGCUUGUUGCUGGCGGCCUGUGGCCUGACAACGUCACCAUCGCGGCCGUCCCAGGCUCUGCCGUGCAGGGCCGCUUUGCGGCCACCUGGGCCGCCGCGCCCGUGUGCCAGCCAGCCGUCGCGCUGCGGCCGUGGCAGCCCGUCACGGCGGUGUGCGCGGGGGAGCCGCUGCUCACAGACCGGCUGCUGGUGCAGGUGGCAGGGCCCGCAGCCGGCAGCGCACCUGAUGCUGGCGCUCUUACCCUUUGCGAGCUCGGCCUUCAGGGGCUGCCCGUGCCAUAG
Molecule: messenger RNA, 3882 nt
Organism: Chlorella variabilis
Lineage: Eukaryota; Viridiplantae; Chlorophyta; Trebouxiophyceae; Chlorellales; Chlorellaceae
Exons: 13
Coding region: 1-3882 (1293 amino acids)
Molecular function (GO): metallopeptidase activity
Source: RefSeq, a predicted model, not a curated record